CCCUCCUGAAAAAGAUAGACCAUUGUCUUGAGUCCACCCAUCUGUGGGGGUGGCUCUGCGAAAGUUUGCAGAGGAAAGUUUUAAGCUGUCACUGGCUGUCGGGAGGAGACUGAUGGAGGACGGAGGGGACUGCGACUCGUAAGCAAGCGUUGACACCGACAUACAAACAAGACUGCAAAGGACUGAGUGUGCAACAAAAACGCCCCGUGGAGGCACACCAUGCCCAGGCCUACAUUGGAGAAGUUUGUUGGGACUGACACAGUUUAAGUGCUUGGUGGCAAACAAAGCGAAAAGUGCAUCCAGCCCAGAUGGAAAUCAUUUGAAUGGACAGUCGACGCGGUGUUAAAAAGGCAUUAAAUGUUUCUCAAAUACAGGCCGGCGUCCUGACAAAAUGACCCGUUUGGACCGCGGGCUUCACGCUUUUGGACAAAGCGUUUCUCCCAUUCACUUCUUCAUCGCACUUCUGACGGUCCUGGAAAACUGCAAGACGCUGGGGCUGCCACAUGAACCAGAGAGAUUUCUAGAGGAUCCGCCUCAGUAUGAAGUGGUUCACCCCACUAGAGUGGAUGCCAGGGGUCACUUCCUGUCCAACUUCCUGUCCCACCAUGCUCGCCGUGUACAGCGCCGGGAAGCCGCAGAGAGACCAGCGGACUUUGACCGAGUCUUCUACCAGUUGUGGCACGGCGGCCACAGUUUGAACUUUAACCUCACCCUCAACACGCACCUGCUGGCUCCAGGCUUCUUGACAGAGCGGAGGUACGGUGGCCUGGAUGGGGCCCGGAUCCAUCCCCCUGGCUCGUCCCAGUGCCAUUUCUUAGGUGAAGUGUGGGACGGGGCCGCUGUGAAAGGGAACGCAGCCAUAAGUACCUGUGAUGGACUGACAGGACUGUUCAAGUUGUCGGAUGAAGAGUUUUUUAUUCAGCCUCUGGAGAAGCCGAGCCAUGAGACCUCAGCACCACAGGCUCAUGCCAUCUACAAACGCCACGCAUCCCCUCCCUCCUGGAGUCCAGUCAUACAGCCGAUCUCAGGGAAACAACCUCUCAACGGUACCUGCGGAGUCAAAAAUUCCCAUCAAAGUUUUGAAGACACUGAGAGACAGCGGGAGCGCUGGGAGCAACGCCAGCGGAGAAGGAGGAGGAGAAUUCGUCAACGCUCAGUCAGCAGAGAGAAGUGGGUGGAAACGCUGGUGGUGGCUGACCCUAAAAUGGUGGAGUAUCAUGGAAGCAAAGCUGUGGAAAGCUACGUCCUGGCUAUAAUGAACAUUGUGGCGGGUCUGUUCAGAGAGGCCAGUAUUGGAAACGCUAUCAACAUUGUGGUUGUUCGACUCAUCUUACUGGAGCAGGACGAGGAUGACUUAAAGAUUACACACCAUGCAGACAACAGCUUGAACAGCUUCUGUAAGUGGCAGAAGAAACUCAACAUGAAAGGAGACGAACACCCACUGCACCACGAUGUAGCAGUUCUUCUCACCAGGAAGGACAUCUGUGCAGCCAUCAACAUGCCUUGUGAGACUCUGGGUCUGUCCCAUGUGGCGGGGAUGUGUCAGCCGCAUCGCAGUUGCAGCAUUAGUGAGGACACGGGCCUCCCGUUGGCCUUCACUGUAGCACACGAGCUCGGACACAACUUUGGGAUUCAGCAUGAUGGCAACGGUAAUGACUGUGAACCCAUUGGGAAACGACCUUUCGUCAUGUCUCCACAGCUCCUGUAUGGCACCUCCCUGCCCAGGUGGUCACGCUGCAGUCGCCAGUAUAUCACCCGCUUUCUAGAUCGCGGCUGGGGCUGGUGCCUUGAUGAUGCCCCGGUAAAGGAUAAGCUGUCUCUGAACUCAGUGCUUCCUGGGGUUCUGUACAGCGCUGCCCAUCAGUGUCGGCUGCAGUAUGGAUCUGGCUCCCAGCUCUGUGAUGACAUGGACAAUGUGUGUAGCACUUUGUGGUGCACUGUGGGAACCACCUGCCACUCAAAGCUGGAUGGGGCCGUGGAUGGGACCAGCUGUGGCGAGGACAAGUGGUGUUUCGGUGGGGAGUGUGUAGAAUUUGGAUUUCAACCCGAGAGUGUCAGUGGCGGCUGGGGAUUGUGGAGCGAGUGGUUGGCCUGUUCGAGGACAUGUGGUGCUGGUGUCCAGAGUGCCCAGAGAGACUGUGAUAACCCAGUUCCUAAGCACAGAGGAAAGUAUUGUCUGGGAGAAAGACGGAGGUACAAGAUCUGUAACAUCACACCGUGUCCUCAUGAACUGCCCACCUUCAGAGACAUCCAGUGUGGUCACUUUAACACGGUGCCCUACAAGGGCAAGUUCUACAAGUGGGAAGCCGUCAUCAACACGGUCAACCCUUGUGAACUGCAUUGCCGUCCGCUGAACGAACAUUUUUCUGAAAAGAUGCGGGAUGCUGUCACCGAUGGGACACCGUGCUACGAAGGCAACAGAAGCCGAGAUAUGUGCAUCAAUGGAAUCUGUAAGAAUAUGGGCUGUGACUAUGUGAUUGACUCCAGUGCUGUGGAGGAUCGCUGUGGGGUGUGUCAUGGUAAUGGGUCUACCUGUACAACUGUGAAGAGAACGUUUGAGGAGAGCGAAGGACUUGGCUAUGUAGAUAUUGGACUGAUCCCAGAGGGAGCCCGUGAAAUCCGGAUUGAGGAGGUGGCUGAAGCUGGGAAUUUCUUGGCGCUACGAAGUGACAACCCCAACAAGUAUUUUCUGAAUGGUGGCUGGACGAUCCAGUGGAAUGGAGAGUACAAGGCAGCUGGGACAGUAUUCACCUAUGUGAGGACAGGCCAUCUUGAAAACCUGACGUCUCCUGGGCCAACCAUGGAACCACUUUGGAUUCAGCUUCUCUUUCAGGAGACCAAUCCAGGGGUGCGGUACGAAUACACAAUUAGUCGAAAUGUCCCACAGGACAGCGACACACCCGUGUCAGUUUUCUUCUGGAAAUAUGGUUCAUGGACUGAAUGCAGUGUUACCUGUGGAACAGGCGUUCAGAGGCAGAUUGUUCACUGCGUGGAAAAGGCAACUGGGAUCGUGGAGGAGCACUUCUGUGACCCCUUAACCCGACCUGACGAUAACCAAACCAGCUGUAACAAGGAUCCAUGUCCAGCCAUAUGGUGGGUUGGGGAGUGGCAGAAAUGCACAGCCAGCUGCGGGAGCUCGGGCCUGGCUAAGAGGACGGUGCUCUGCAUCCAGGCAGUAAGCGCGGAGGAGCAGAAAGCCCUGCAGCCCAGUGAAUGUGAACACAUACCCAAACCUGAGUCGCUAUCCUCCUGCAACACAGACAUCCCCUGCCCAGCAGACUGGAUCACAGGCAGCUGGUCAAAGUGUUCACUGACUUGUGGAAGUGGAGUACGUCGCCGUAAUGUAACCUGCUCUAGAAACACAGGCGCCGACUGUGACCCCCAAAAGAAACCUCUUGCUGUCAGUAACUGUUACAGUCAGGACUGUCCACAGGUUGUGGAUAAUUUUGGAGGUAUGGACUGGUCUGGAAGUGGCUGGUCAAGCAAAGAAGUGCUCAAUGAAAUUAACUCCAUACCUGAAGCCAAACCGCCUCCCAAAUACAGCACCACCAGAGCCCAACCAAAAAAUCAUAAUAACCUUAACAACAUUGUUGAGGGAGAUUUUCACUACCACAAUAACAUUGAAAAUAUUGAUCACAACAGUGUUCAAUUUGAUGAUUUUUACUACGACUAUAACUUUAUCAACUUCCACGAAGACUUGUCGGAUGACUUUGAGGACGAUGGAGAAGAUUCAGGGGCCAGUCACAGACCCAGUGCUCCACAGGAGAACGAGCCAACCAGCAGUGGGAGAGAAAAUGCCUUCAUGGAAACCACAAGAGCUCCCACAACUACUUCAGCCAUUUCUUCAAUUUCAAAGACUAGUGCCUACACUUGGAACAUUGAAACGCCACAGAACACAGAUCUGGACAAUGUGAAGGACAGUGGAAAUGCAGCAACAGAGGAUUCUAUACAAACGAAUUAUGAAAAUUUUGAUGACUUUCUUUCCGAGGAUUAUCUUCUACCUGUGUCUACUACUCACUCACCACCAUUGUCUACAACUCAGCAUUCACAAACACUAAAAGAGAGACACGACAAUGUGUGGUGGCCUGAAAACGUUAGCACAAUGCCUAGUCUGGAUUUCCCUACAAAGGAGCCUAUACAGGAUGUGAAAUGGGGGCAACAUGGAGAGGAGGUUGAAAAUAACUAUGACAGUUUCACAGAGGAGGAAAUUCACACAGAGAAUGUCACUGUGACUCCAAAACACGCUGAUCCUACUCCCGAGCAUCAACCCAUUCCUAGUAUUGUUGUCGCUACAACAGUGAGUUUUCAGGAGAAGGAGAAACGCGAUGAUUAUGAGUACAGUUACAGUGAAAAAAGUACACUAGGUCCAGAUAUCUCUGCAAACCAAGAGGAUGUGGAGAGUCCAGAACCUUUAGGCUCUCCCACACCAGAAAGAAUAAUUCAGGAAGUCCAGCUGGACAAAAAUGCUUCAGAAAUACCUCAAACAACCAGCCAAUCAACAUUAGUUCCAACUGCCUUCACACUGGAGGAUGUGGACUUGGAUGAGACUAAUUAUAAUACAGUAUAUGCCACUAGCGAGGGUAAUUCGUGGGAAAAUAACCCUGACCUCAGUCCAACCUCGCUUCCUGCCUCUCAGAAAUCCACUCCUCUCCCCAUUCCCUUUCUGUUAAUCUCAGGUAACCAAGAGGCCUACGAGGACUCCUCAUCAUCAACUGGAACAGAUAUCAUACCUCCUACAAACCCGGAGGGAGCCACUAAGCCUUCUCCGGCUGAUUUCCUGCCAGCUGCGAUGGAACAGAUACCUACAAAACCUGCCUUCACUGAAAGAACUGGAACAGAGUCCACAUCCCAGGGUCCACCUUCAGAUUUAGCUGAUUUUGACUACAAUGAAAUAGUCGUUCCCUCGAUGGUGAGGAGCAGCAGUAACAGUGAUCCUGGCCCUUCAUAUCAACUUCCAACAAAUUCAGCAGCCACUCCUCAAGGUAGCACAACACUGGUAAAGCACAUGGAAUCACAGACAUCUGCUGAGCUCCUUUUGCCAACCCAUCCACCUUUUCUGAGGCCACUUCCAGUGCCAACAUCAGGCCGAACUUCAGCCUCCGUACGAGUCGCUACUGGUGCCUACUGGGUCACCGGCAACUGGAGCACUUGCUCCACCAGCUGUGGGCUUGGUGCUAUCUGGAGGACUUUGGCUUGCAGUACACACUCAGACUCUGACUGUGAUCCAGACAAGAGGCCCGCACCAGCCCAGCGGUGUUACCUGCGCCCCUGCUCCACGUGGAAAGUUGGAGAAUGGAGUAAGUGCUCCAAGAAUUGUGAAGGCGGCAUUAAAUCACGGGAGGUCCAGUGUUUUGACAUGCGGGAUCAAAGGCUCCUGAGACCUUUCCACUGCCGGGCCAUGUCCUCCAGACCACAAACCCAAGCACCCUGUAACUCUCAGCCAUGUCUCGACUGGUACACCUCCUCCUGGGGUCAGUGCUCUGAGGUUUGUGGAGGAGGUGAGCAGCAGCGUAUAGUCACCUGUCCAGAGGAGGAUCGAUGCGACGGGGACCGUCAGCCCACCAACAUCCAAUCAUGCAACAGCCAGCCUUGUGCUCAGUGGCUAACUGGAUCCUGGGGACAGUGUUCAGCUUCUUGCGGUGGCGGAGUCCAGCAUCGACUAAUCAAAUGUGCCGACACAAAGGCUGAGACAGAUGUAGGAGUGGAUCAAGCUCAGUGUGACCAUGAGCCAAAGCCCGAGGGCACCCAGAAGUGUAACUUACAGGAGUGUGAGAGCGCCCCCUCUGGAGCAGCUUGCCUUCAUGAUCGGCUGACGUUUCGCUUCUGCCAGACUCUCCGCUGGCUCAGCCGGUGCCACCUGCCCAAUGUGCGAGCACAGUGCUGCAAAACCUGCAGCCAGCAUCCACGCCCCAGCGUCACGUCUCGCCGCUGAGGUGCGACAAACUAACCACUCACAUGCCUCAUCGGCAGGAAACACUGACUCCACCUGAUUCAUCUUAAGUCAACAAUCUGAGCCUUUUCUUCACCACUACAGACUAAUGAUGAAUUAGUCCCACUUCCAAACUCUGCACGUCUGUGCUGAUGAAAUUAUUAAAUAGGGCUGAAAGUAAUUGGAAAAAGUCAUUGAAAAUACAACAAAGCGUAGCCUUUCUCUUAGCUAUACAAUGAGAAUGUAAAUAUUUGUUUGGACUUUUUAUAUUACACAGUCCGACCAGAAUGACAUUUUAUGAAUCAAGAUUUCCUUGUAACAGAUAUGGCGCCACAUAAAAUAGAAGGGUCGCCUAUCUAUAUAUCAAGGUACAAUGCUUUCAUUUUAUUGACAGCGGCACAAACUGUACAGAUUGAGAAAGACAGGUAUAAAAAUUCCUUGUGUGGUUUUACGCGUGAUGUGGUACAACUGUUAUGAAGCUAGAAAUAAGUGGUGCAUAAAUGCUUCGCGUGACAUUAAUAAACAAUUGACGGUUUACUAA
Molecule: messenger RNA, 6470 nt
Organism: Xiphias gladius (swordfish)
Lineage: Eukaryota; Metazoa; Chordata; Actinopteri; Istiophoriformes; Xiphiidae
Product: A disintegrin and metalloproteinase with thrombospondin motifs 7
Exons: 24
Coding region: 392-5932 (1846 amino acids)
Biological process (GO): proteolysis; extracellular matrix organization
Cellular component (GO): extracellular matrix
Molecular function (GO): metalloendopeptidase activity
Source: RefSeq, a predicted model, not a curated record